CUGGGGUCCGGACACCAGUUUUGGGGUCACCCCCCCAUUUCAGGUGUCGGGAUGCCAGGUUUUGGGGUCUCCCCCCCCAUUUCUGGGAUUGGGACACCAUUUCUGGGCUUGGGAUGCCGGGUUUUAGGUUCCCCACCCCCAUUUCUGGGGUCGGGAUGCCAGCUUUUGUGGUCUCCCCCCCUUCCUGUGGUUGGGAUGCCAGGUUUUGGGGUCACCCCCCUAUUUCUAUGGUCGGGAUGCCAGGUUUUGGGGUCCCCACCCCCCCUAUUUCUAUGGUCGGGACGCCAUUUCUUGUGUCGGGAUGCCAGGUUUUGGGGUCUCCCACCCAUCUUUAUGGUCAGGACGCCAGUUUUGGGGUCACCCCCCCCUUCCUGUGGUCGGGAUGCCAGGUUUUGGGGUCUCCCCCCCUAUUUCUUAUGUUGGGAUGCCAGGUUUUGGGGUCCCCACCCCCCCUAUUUCUAUGGUCGGGAUGCCAUUUCUUGUGUCGGGAUGCCAGGUUUUGGGGUCACCCCCCCCUUCCUGUGGUCGGGAUGCCAGGUUUUGGGGCUCCCCACCCCCCCCCCUAUUUCUGGUGUUGGGAUGCCAGGUUUUGGGGUCUCCCCCCCCAUUUCUGGGGUCAGGUCACCAGUUUUGGGGUCCCCCCCUAUUUCUGGGGUCAGGAUGCCAGGUUUUGGGGUCACCCUCCCCAUUUCUUGUGUCAGGAUGCCAGGUUUUGGGGUCUCCCCCCCCAUUUCUGGCAUUGGGACACCAUUUCUGGGCUCGGGAUGCCAGGUUUUAGGUUCCUCACCCCCAUUUCUGGGGUCGGGAUGCCAGGUUUUGGGGUCACCCCCCUAUUUCUAUGGUCGGGACGCCAUUUCUGGUGUCGGGAUGCCAGAUUUUGGGGUCUCCCCCUCAUCUUUAUGGUCAGGACGCCAGUUUUGGGGUCUCCCCCCCCCAUUUCUGGCAUUGGGACACCAUUUCUGGGCUUGGGAUGCCAGGUUUUAGGUUCCCCACCCCCAUUUCUGGGGUCAGGAUGCCAGGUUUUGGGGUCUACCCCCCAUUUCUGGUCUCAGAAUGCCAGUUUUGGGGUCACCCCCCCAUUUCUGGGGUCAGGAUGCCAGUUUUGGGGUCACCCCCCCAUUUCUGGGGUCAGGAUGCCAGGUUUUGGGGUCACCCCCCUAUUUCUAUGGUCGGGACGCCAGGUUUUGGGGCUACCCACCCCCCCCCCUAUUUCCGGGGUCAGGAUGCCAGGUUUUGGGGUCUCCCCCCCCAUUUCUGGCAUUGGGACACCAUUUCUGGGCUUGGGAUGCCAGGUUUUAGGUUCCCCACCCCCAUUUCUGGGGUCAGGAUGCCAGGUUUUGGGGUCUACCCCCCAUUUCUGGUCUCAGAAUGCCAGUUUUGGGGUCACCCCCCCAUUUCUGGGGUCAGGAUGCCAGGUUUUGGGGUCACCCCCCUAUUUCUAUGGUCGGGACGCCAGGUUUUGGGGUCUCCCCCCCUUCCUGUGAUCGGGACGCCAGGUUUGGGGUCACCCCCCCCUUCCUGUGGUCGGGAUGCCAGGUUUUGGGGUCUCCCUCCCCAUUUCUUGUGUCAGGAUGCCAGGUUUUGGGGUCUCCCCCCCCAUUUCUGGCAUUGGGACACCAUUUCUGGGCUCAGAAUGCCAGGUUUUAGGUUCCCCACCCCCAUUUCUGGGGUCGGGAUGCCAGGUUUUGGGGUCUACCCCCCAUUUCUGGUCUCAGAAUGCCAGUUUUGGGGUCACCCCCCCAUUUCUGGGGUCAGGAUGCCAGGUUUUGGGGUCUCCCCCCCCAUUUUUGGGGUCAGAACUCCAUGUUUUGGGGCUCCCCACCCCCCCCUCCCCUAUUUCCGGGGUCAGGAUGCCAGCUUUUGUGGUCUCCCCCCCUUCCUGUGGUUGGGAUGCCAGGUUUUGGGGUCACCCCCCUAUUUCUAUGGUCGGGAUGCCAGGUUUUGGGGUCCCCACCCCCCCUAUUUCUAUGGUCGGGACGCCAUUUCUGGUGUCGGGAUGCCAGAUUUUGGGGUCUCCCCCCCAUCUUUAUGGUCAGGACGCCAGUUUUGGGGUCACCCCCCCCUUCCUGUGGUCGGGAUGCCAGGUUUUGGGGUCUCCCCCCCUAUUUCUUAUGUCGGGAUGCCAGGUUUUGGGGUCUCACCCCCCCAUUUCUGGCAUUGGGACACCAUUUCUGGGGUCGGGAUGCCAGGUUUUGGGGUCUCCCCCCCUUCCUGUGGUUGGGAUGCCAGGUUUUGGGGUCACCCCCCUAUUUCUAUGGUUGGGAUGCCAGGUUUUGGGGCUACCCACCCCCCCCUAUUUCCGGGGUCAGGAUGUCAGGUUUUGGGGUCUCCCCCCCCAUUUCUGGCAUUGGGACACCAUUUCUGGGGUCGGGAUGCCAGGUUUUGGGGUCACCCCCCCCAUUUCAGGUGUCGAGAUGCCAGGUUUUGGGGUCACCCCCCUAUUUCUAUGGUCGGGAUGCCAGGUUUUGGGGUCACCCCCCUAUUUCUAUGGUCGGGAUGCCAGGUUUUGGGGCUACCCACCCCCCCCCCUAUUUCCGGGGUCAGGAUGCCAGGUUUUGGGGUCUCCCCCCCCCAUUUCUGGCAUUGGGACACCAUUUCUGGGCUUGGGAUGCCAGGUUUUAGGUUCCCCACCCCCAUUUCUGGGGUCAGGAUGCCAGGUUUUGGGGUCUACCCCCCAUUUCUGGUCUCAGAAUGCCAGUUUUGGGGUCACCCCCCCCAUUUCAGGUGUCGAGAUGCCAGGUUUUGGGGUCACCCCCCUAUUUCUAUGGUCGGGAUGCCAGGUUUUGGGGUCUCCCCCCCCAUUUCUGGCAUUGGGACACCAUUUCUGGGCUUGGGAUGCCAGGUUUUAGGUUCCCCACCCCCAUUUCUGGGGUCAGGAUGCCAGGUUUUGGGGUCUCCCCCCCCAUUUCUGGUCUCAGAAUGCCAGUUUUGGGGUCACCCCCCCAUUUCUGGGGUCAGGAUGCCAGGUUUUGGGGUCACCCCCCUAUUUCUAUGGUCGGGACGCCAGGUUUUGGGGCUACCCACCCCCCCCCCUAUUUCCGGGGUCAGGAUGCCAGGUUUUGGGGUCUCCCCCCCCAUUUCUGGUGUCAAGAUGCCAGGUUUUGGGGCUCCCCACCCCCCCCCCUAUUUCUGGGGUCAGGAUGCCAGGUUUUGGGGUCACCCUCCCCAUUUCUUGUGUCAGGAUGCCAGGUUUUGGGGUCUCCCCCCCCUUCUUGUGGUCGGGAUCCCAGGUUUUGGGGCUCCCCACCCCCCCCCCCCAUUUCUGGUGUUGGGAUGCCAGGUUUUGGGGUCACCCCCCUAUUUCUAUGGUCGGGACGCCAGGUUUUGGGGUCCCCCCCCCCCUUUAUUUCUUGGGG
Molecule: messenger RNA, 3356 nt
Organism: Gallus gallus (chicken)
Lineage: Eukaryota; Metazoa; Chordata; Aves; Galliformes; Phasianidae
Product: formin-2-like
Exons: 6
Coding region: 52-984 (310 amino acids)
Source: RefSeq, a predicted model, not a curated record